CAGGGCCGCAGCGCGUGCGGUCUGUACACAGCGCAUGGGCGACCUGGUGCCAACUCACCUCGUCAUCUGGGACAAUGGGCACCAUAACGUGAUAAAGCUGAAAGCUUCAGGCUGGGCCACGUUGGACAACGGCCGGGCGAUGCGAAUUAACAGGAUGGGGCGG
This is a messenger RNA of Amoebophrya sp. A120, 163 nucleotides long. The record is from the annotation of a GenBank genome assembly. NCBI's taxonomy places the organism in Eukaryota, Dinophyceae, Syndiniales, Amoebophryaceae.